AUGGCCCUCGGCGCAACUCCUCCAGUUUCAUGGGUGUGCGCGCCCGCCCGAACCAGCGGUGCUCGCCUCACCCUCGGCACCUUCGCCACUAUGGAGCAGGCGGCGCGCGCCUACGGCGCGGCAGCAUGGCGCCUCGGGCGCCAUCACCAGCAGCUCAAUUACAAGGAUUGCACCUCGCUUGAGGAGGCGGAGUUCUUGGCCGGCUUCGACAACCUCGUCACCGCCGAGCAGCGCCUCCGCCGCCAGCAGCUUCAGCGUCGCCUCGCCAUUGCGGAGACGGAUGAACGCACCAUGGAAGCGUGGGCCGCCACCUUCCCGCAGGACGUCUUGGACGAGCAUGCCUUCUAUGCGCAGAAGAAGGCGGAGCGCAGGGCGAAUAAGUAG
Molecule: messenger RNA, 384 nt
Organism: Lolium perenne
Lineage: Eukaryota; Viridiplantae; Streptophyta; Magnoliopsida; Poales; Poaceae
Biological process (GO): regulation of DNA-templated transcription
Molecular function (GO): DNA-binding transcription factor activity; DNA binding
Source: RefSeq, a predicted model, not a curated record